Molecule: messenger RNA, 855 nt
Organism: Microthlaspi erraticum
Lineage: Eukaryota; Viridiplantae; Streptophyta; Magnoliopsida; Brassicales; Brassicaceae
Source: the annotation of a GenBank genome assembly
AUGGCUUUCUUAAGUAAAGUUGGAAGGAUAUUUAGUCAGACUAGCGCUCAUGUAACUGCCUCUAGCUCGAUGCUACAGAGCAUCCGUUGCAUGUCUUCGUCAAAAAUCUUUGUUGGAGGUAUCUCCUACAGCACUGAUGAGUUUGGAUUAAGAGAAGCUUUCAGCAAAUACGGAGAAGUUGUUGAUGCGAAGAUUAUUGUGGACCGUGAAACUGGCAGAUCGAGGGGGUUUGCUUUCGUGACGUUUACUUCAACCGAGGAGGCUAGUAAUGCCAUGCAAUUGGAUGGACAGGACCUUCAUGGUCGAAGAAUUAGGGUGAACUACGCGACUGAAAGAGGAGGUGGAUUUGGUGGUGGCAAUGCGGGUGGUUACGGUGCUCCAGCUGGUGGUUAUGGAGGCGGUGGCUACGGAGGUGGUGGUGGUGGCUACGGAGCUCCAGCCGGUGGCUAUGGAGGUAACUCUGCUUAUGGAGGAAACGCUGGUGGUGGUGGUUACGGAGGUAACUCUUCUUAUGGCAAUCCCGUUGGUGGUGGUUACGGAGGUAACUCUUCAUCUGGCGGCAAUCCCGUUGGUGGUGGUGGUGGUGGUUAUGGAAGCAACUUUGGCGGUGGAUAUGGUGUUGCUGGUGGCGUUGGCGGAAGCGACAACUUUGCCCAAGGAAGCUCCACUAGUGCUGGAUUCGAUGACAAGUUUAGCAGCAACGAGCCAUUAGGCAAUGAUACGGAUCAUCAGCUUGAAGGCGGUGAAGAACAGUUCGGUGGCAGUGACAAUCAGUUUGGUGACUCAGACAACGGCAAAACAGAGAAUGGGUUUGACCAGACAGACGAUGGCGAUGAUGUUGCCAAGAGAGCUUAA